Scophthalmus maximus (turbot) is the source of this 3098-nucleotide messenger RNA. It is a transcript of the gene abcg8, whose product is annotated as ATP-binding cassette, sub-family G (WHITE), member 8. The transcript is spliced from 13 exons. The coding region runs from base 258 to 2261 and encodes 667 amino acids. Gene Ontology annotation, cellular component: plasma membrane. Gene Ontology annotation, biological process: cholesterol homeostasis. NCBI's taxonomy places the organism in Eukaryota, Metazoa, Chordata, Actinopteri, Pleuronectiformes, Scophthalmidae. The record is from RefSeq and is a predicted model, not a curated record. Gene Ontology annotation, molecular function: ABC-type transporter activity; ATP hydrolysis activity; ATP binding.
CUCAGUCCUCAAAUUGUGCUCUGACCGACGGGACGGAGCAGACGAAGAACUGCCAUGGCAUGAAUUUGCACCAGGACGCACAAGGAGAUCUUCAGCUGGACUGGAGUCACACCACCUAAAAGGGAAAAGAAACGGUGAAGGGAAUAAAUAACCUGCAGAUAACCUCAGAGGGAAAAAGAGAGGAUCCCAGCAGAAGAGGAAAAAGGGGGACGCUGACCUUUUGACCCUACAAACGUUGACCAGUGACUUACGUCAUCAUGGACACAGACAUAGAUAUGCACAAAGGCUCCUCACAGCAUCAUGACACAGAGUUAUUCUCAUCUGAAGAAGACAGCAGUCUCUACUUCACCUACAGUGGAGAGUGCAAUGAGCUGGAGGUCAACAACCUUCACUAUGAGGUGGACACAGCAGCUCAGAUCCCCUGGUAUGAGAGAUUGUCUGAGUUCAAGCUGCCGUGGGAGGUCAAAGGAAACAAGCAGACGGCCAUCAACAAACUCAGCCUCCGAGUCCGCAGCGGUCAGAUGCUGGCCCUCAUCGGCAGCUCAGGUUGUGGUAAAACAUCUUUGCUGGACAUAAUAACAUGUCGGGAUGAGGGUGGCACAAUGACGACCGGCCAGAUUCUGAUUAAUGGGAAGCCCAACACGCCACAGCUGGUGAAGAAAAGCAUUGCCCACGUCCGCCAAGAUGACCGCCUUCUUCCUCACCUCACUGUCCGCGAGACUCUUGUCUUUGUUGCCAAACUGAGGCUCCCCACCCACUUCACACAGGCUCAGAGGGACCAGAGGGUGGAUGAUGUUAUCGCCGAACUGCGGCUGCGACAGUGUGCACACACCAGGGUGGGGAACGACUAUGUGAGGGGUGUUUCUGGAGGAGAGAGGAGGAGAGUCAGUAUAGCGGUCCAGCUCCUCUGGAACCCUGGUAUUUUGAUCCUGGACGAGCCCACAUCCGGACUGGACAGCUUCACAGCACACAACCUGGUGAUCACACUGUCGCGCCUCGCACGGGGAAACCGUCUGGUCCUGCUUUCAGUCCACCAGCCUCGAUCAGAUAUCUUCCAGCUCUUCGACCUUGUCGUCCUGCUGUCGUCUGGUUCAGCUGUUUACUGUGGCGCUGCUCGUGACAUGGUUCCGUACUUCACGGCGCUGGGAUUCCCCUGCCCAAGAUACUGUAACCCCUCUGACUUCUAUGUUGAUCUGAUCAGUGUAGACCGCCGCAGCCCAGAGCAAGAGGCUGAGUGCUUGGAGCGGGUCAGAAUUCUGGCUGGGCAGUUCAUGGAAAAGGUCAGAGACACAGACAACUACGUGUGGAAACCAGCCGAGGCCAACACAGCACCAACACAAACUGAAAGCCCCGAGCAGCCCAGCAAGGCAGAAGGGGCGGAAGUCAUCACUAUUUCCAAGCAAAGAAACAGACUGCCUGGCAGACUUCACCAAUUUACCAUCCUUAUCAGGCGUCACAUGUACAAUGACUUCAGAGACCUUGUCACCUUACUGGUCCACGGCUUGGAGGCCCUACUCAUGUCACUGCUGGUCGGUUGUCUGUACUACGGGGCGGGAGAAGAGCGUCUGUCCAUUCAGGACACAGUUGCCCUCCUCUACAUGAUUGGAGCUCUCACCCCGUUUGCUGUGGUGCUGGACGUCAUAGCUAAAUGUCACACAGAGAGAGCCAUGCUCUACCACGAGCUGGAGGACGGCAUGUACUCUGUCACCUCCUACUUCUUCGCCAAGAUCCUGGGGGAGUUACCAGAGCACUGUGUGUUCACCUUGGUCUAUGGUGUGCCCAUCUACUGGCUGGCCGGACUUAACGAGGCUCCGGACCGUUUCCUGCUCAACUUCCUGCUGGUGUGGCUGAUGGUUUACUGCAGCCGAGCCAUGGCUCUGUUCGUGGCUGCGGCCCUGCCCACCCUGCAGACCUCAGCCUUCAUGGGCAACUCCUUGUUCACCGUGUUCUAUUUGACCGGAGGAUUUGUCAUCAGCGUUGAGAAUAUGUGGCUCGUGGCCUCGUGGCUCUCUCACGCCUCCUUCAUGCGUUGGGGUUUCGAGGGCAUGCUGCAGGUGCAGUUCAGAGGAAACAAGUACAACGUCAGCAUCGGAAACAUCGCCAUCAACGUUGACGGCAUAUAUGUGGUGGAGGCCAUGAACAUGAACCAGUACCCUCUGUACUUGUGCUAUUUGGUCCUGCUGGCAGUCUGUCUGGGCUUCAUGGGCCUCUAUUACUUGUCCCUAAAAUUCAUCAAACAGAAGUCUAGUCAGGACUGGUGAACAUGUGGACGAGUCUCAGCAAUCAGACCACACCCCAUCGGAAAUCACACACAAGCUCAGGAGAGCGUGUGACCGUGGGAAGCGCUUCACCUCAUUGCAGCAGUGGAAGUAACUUGGGUGCUAGUUCGCUGGUUCGACACUGAGCCUCCUGCCAUUGAUUUGACUUUAUAGUGAGAAAGAGCUUGAUUCUGGAAAAAAGAGUACAAUUUAUGGAAAAAUGUGUUUUUUAGAAUGUUUUUAUUUUCACAGUAAUUUCAACAUCAAGAACUCCUGUACUCUCAGACUGUAAAAAAUAUUGAUGUCUGAAGUAAUUCCUGAAGCAUGACUGAUAUUCAAGUCAUCACAAACAAUCUCAGCAUACUGUAUACCCAGUGUUUACUGUUAAAAUAUCGAAAUCUUUCUUUUCUGUUGGGCACAGGAGCAUUUGUUGCAGUACCACUGUGUGCUACUGGAUGGCAACAGAGCACUGCAGUAAGACCAAAGUUAAAAUGAUUUAAUUAUUGGUUUUCCUCUCCCUCUCUUCUCUGUCUUGGCAAAUGAUUAGAGUGCCACUUUGGCAGAUAUCCAUCUGAAGCUUGUUCCAUGUUCAAUCUAUCUUUUUUUGUAUGUGUAAGGUUAUUAAGCGUAACGAUGUGUGUGCCAGCAUAGGGAGCACUGGAAAGAAGACUAGUAGAGAUUUGUAAGUCACACUUGCAAAAAAAGAGCUUGUACUUGUUGUUUCCUCAUAGAUUGAAGAUUAUGUAAACUGUGGGUUUUUGCACUGGUGUAAAAGCUUGAUAAAUAUUUUACCGACAUGGUUUUAGUCCAAAUUAGUAUUAAAUCAAAUUGCUUACCCUU